CUCGACACGUCUCACCUGCGUCCGGUGGCUGAUGCUUUCCAAGUGUUGCAUGGUUUUCGAUCAGUCUUUUAAAAGCUGUAAGUCAUCGGAGUCGUUUGGCGUCUUUCGCAAUAUAGUGUUAAUUAAACAGUUCGGUAGUACGUGAUUAAUAUCGAACAAUUAUCAGGCAUAAUGAUAACAUUAAUUAAAUAUUAGAAUGUCAGUUCAGUGCGUGAUCGACUUUCGUGUUGUAAGGUGAAAUGCUUUUCAUAGUGUAAAUAAGUAAUAAGUGUUUGUUAAAAAGAAAGUAAAAAAUGUGGGGUGCUGCAGUGUCAAAUCCACCUCACUAUCAUUAUAUUCAGACAAAUUCAGGGGGUCAAGUUCCUCAGCGUGGUCCAUCAGGGCCCAUUUUAUCAGGACCUAACGCAAAGCAUUUAAGACCUCAGUCAUCGUAUUCUUUGCCACAUGGCAGCAAUGGUCCCGGUCGAUGGAGCUGGUCCGGUAGCAAUUCGUCUUCUUUUGAUAGAAGACAAUUGAAAGUACCUCCUCAACCGGCUAGACCAGCACCAAUCAGACCUGGAAAUAAUAGAACUGGCAACAAUAAGGUCGAUCCUGAGCUGAUCUUCACAAAACAAGAGAAGAUCGGCAAGGGUUCCUUUGGUGAGGUUUUCAAAGGUGUCGAUAACAGAACACAGCAAGUGGUCGCCAUUAAAAUAAUUGACCUCGAGGAAGCCGAAGAUGAAAUCGAGGACAUUCAACAGGAGAUUAUGGUGCUGUCACAGUGUGAUAGCCCAUACGUUACCAAAUAUUACGGAUCAUACUUGAAGGGAACUAAAUUAUGGAUUAUUAUGGAAUACCUCGGCGGGGGGUCAGCUUUGGAUCUGAUGAAGGCUGGCAGCUUCGAGGAGAUGCACAUAGCGGUUAUACUAAGAGAGGUGUUACGUGGCCUCGACUACUUGCACUCCGAGAGGAAACUGCAUAGAGACAUCAAAGCUGCUAACGUACUCCUUAGCGAGAUGGGUGACGUCAAACUAGCCGAUUUUGGUGUCGCGGGCCAAUUGACGAAUACGACGAGCAAACGGAACACGUUCGUCGGUACACCGUUCUGGAUGGCGCCGGAGGUCAUCAAACAGUCGUGUUACGAUAGCAAGGCUGACAUCUGGUCGUUGGGCAUCACAGCCAUAGAACUGGCAAAGGGUGAACCUCCUAAUUCAGAGCUCCAUCCUAUGAGAGUCCUCUUCCUCAUACCUAAGAACAACCCACCACAGUUGACCGGCAGUUAUUCGAAGCCAUUCAAAGAGUUUGUCGAGGCGUGUCUGAACAAGGAUCCCGAAAAUAGGCCGACGGCAAAGGAGUUACUAAAGUUCCAAUUCAUCAGGAAGGCCAAAAAGAAUUCGUAUUUAAUGGACCUCAUAGACAGGUAUAAGAAGUGGAAGGCGCAGAGGAGUGAGGAAAGCGAGACGGAAUCUGAGAACUCGGACUCCGAGGAAGGUGGUCGAGGCGACGGAGAGGCUGACGAGCCUUGGAUUAUGACUGUGAGGGGAGGAGCCGUCGCCCGCGGCUUACACACACAUACGGACGACAGGAGGCGGCAGGGCGAUGAUAUUGUGAGCUCUCCCACAUCAGCCAACAAACAGAACGGUUCGGUUUCCCACGAGCCGACGCACGACAACCACAAGAUGGCGCCCACCAUCAACAAUAACACCAACGAAAAACAUGCCUCACGCCAGUCUCCGAUGGUGUCCCCGAGUGUCGAGAGGGCGAAGGAGCGAGAUAGAGAAAGAGAGAGGGAGAGGGAAAGAGAAAGAGAAAGAGAGAGAGAGAAGGACGAGCGGAAGGAGAGAGAAAGAGAACACAGAGAGUCUUCCAACAGAGACAGCGUAGUUUAUAAUAAUAAGGCUUCCUCACCCUUGGACCACAGAGGAACGAACAAUGAGGAGAAUAAAGUGAGGCGGCAUGCGUACCUACAGCAGCUGAUAUACCCACUACUGAAUGAGUUGUCCCGCAAGCACGGUUCGAGCAGCGCGGCCGCGGUGGAGGAGCUGCGGCGGGCGUUCGAGAGCGCCGAGCGGGCCGCGCCACACCUCACCAGGGCGUUCGUACAACAGGUGGUGCAGAGGGUAGCAACACAGUCGCACGCGCCGCCCGCACACGGCUCGCAGUGGAUGAGGUAGGGAUCUAUAAUGUGCUUGAGACGCCUCGCCGCCUCACCUCACAGUCGACUCGCGUGAAUUCAUCAUUCGACUACAUCUCUAUGCCGCCCACGACGUAUCGCGGGCUAUAAAUAAGCGCUUUAACCGAUUACGGCGCUGCGACAUACAUAUCGUGUCGUAAGCUAUGGAAGCGCUUAUGCAAACAAUUACUGCACGCGGUAGCGCUUGCGUCGUAUGACGUCACCGACCAAUCAGGACUGCCUUCGUACACGUUUGAUCCUAUAUUUUGUUACCCUAAUAGCGUCUAGUUAAUAAUUAUAUACUAAAUACUAAAUUAGUGAUUGGAUGUAACUGUCUAAAGUAUGGAAUGAGAAUCGGUUAUUAUUUUUGUAUAAAUCAAGAAUUUAAUAUGUCGCUAGUGAUGUGUCAUGCCGUCGUACCACGAUAAUUUUUUUUAUAUUAAUUCCGCUCGCCGCUUCACCGCCGUACUCCGCUCGAGAUAAUAUAUUUUACAUUGGAACAAUCACUAGCUAUAUAUUAUCGAAAUCACAGAUUCAAUAUAUGGUGUCACGUGACACGUUUCUGCUUAUAUAUUUUUUGUGUUGUGUUAGCGAUCUAACAAGUAACAGAUAUUAAAUCCUAUGUAUAGCGCAAUGUAACCGUCGCACUUCGAUUCUAAACAGUAUGAUAAGCUAUUUGUAUUAAAUCGAACAAUUCUAUCCAUAUUCCGUCUUCUAGUGACCUUAUACAGCGAUAUUUCUUAACGCCUCGUACACCGCGCGCGUCGCGAGCUCCCCGUGACGCGGGACGCCCCUCCCGACGCACGACGUCCGCGAGUUUAGUUGUAUGGUACCGUUGUCUUGUUUUAAUAAAAGUAACUAAUGUAUGUAGAGUCAGCUGAUUGUGUUUUCGUUUUAGAAACAUUAUUUAGAAUUUUUUAAUUUAUAAAUAUUAGUGGAGGGAUGAUACACUUCGCCAAUAUUUUGCCAUAAUUUUGUUCUAAAGUUUGUUUUUUUUUUUUAUUAUAUAUAUAUAAUACUAACAAGUUUCGUAUAGAGGUCCGGUGCCUUCGAAAUUCUAACGUAUUUAUGUAUUUAGAUGUAUCUUUUGGUAGUUUUUUCGUAGUGUCCAUUCCAGACAAAAGACGACAUUGUCAGCAUUUAUAGAUUUAUUUGUUUUUUUUUUUGUGUCAAAAUCAUACUUUUCCUUAUUACUCAACAGCACUGUGUUCGCUGAAUCGUAAGUGUUAAAUUUUUCUUUUUUUAGUUUAGUGUUCGUGUAGUUGUUAGUUUCGGUUAAUCCUGUGACUAAUGUUCUAAAAAAAAUUAUACAUUAAAUCUUAUAUUUGUUGCAAAGUUUUUAUUAUAAUUUUAUUUUUCUCGUUCACAUAACCUUAGUAUUCUUGUGAAUUGUAAAGUAUUGUACCGAGGACGCUGUGGACAUGCUUGAUAUGGGACAAUAUUUAGCAAUCGGAACUAUAUAGAUUAUAUUAUAACGAAGACUACAAGAAACAAUUAUUAUUGCUGUGUAAAAUAAAAAAAAAAUGUAAACCUAUUAUAAAUGUGUAAAUUGUGUAGUAUAAUAUAAAGAAAGCUGUUUUAUGAAGUGUUCUUAUAAGCGUUUGGAGGUUGUGCGGAGGGGGAGGGGGGGGGAAGACACGGAGUAUAUUAUACUUAUAAUUUAUACAUCAUUCUUAGUCUGCAUUCUCAUUGGAGUUGUGAGAGAUGGCGAUAAAAACGACCUGGAACCACGAAUAUCACUUCAAUGGCUCCCUCGGUGAUUCCCAUGUGUACACAACCUUAUAUUAUGCAGGAAUCACUCGCUAUGUGACUCUGUCAGUCGCGAGUCGUCCUCCCCCCACCUUCUUUUUGGAACGCCUCGUAUUUUGUUUUGCCAUGUCCUCAUGGGUGUUGAUUUGGUUAUGAUGGAGAAACAAAAAAAAUAUUUUUCCACUUGAUGGUAUUAUAUUAUAAUGAGUGUAGUCUUAGAGUUGGGCGAUAAUUGUUGAUUAUUGAUUAAAAUUAGGUGUUUUCGGCGUUGGAACGUAGUGGGGAUCGAUCUGGGGACUGUUGGUUUGGAAGUCGAUCGACCAGCCAGCGUGACCCGCCGAUUGUAGUUGUUACCUACGUAAUUCGCAGUUUGUUCGGGAUCGUGUCGUCUGGUUCAUGGGUAUUGUGAUCAUAAUUUCAUAGUUAAUACAUUAAAAUAUUAUAAUAUAUAUGAUAUAUCGGUAUAGAUGCCGUACGUACAGCGUAGUGUGGUGAGAACACGGUCGUCCCGUCGUCAUGAGACAACGCUUUAUUGAGUUACUGUGAUAUAAAUAUACGGUGAAUCGUCUUGGAUGUUACGAUAACGGAGUGCGGGGUCUGUUUAAACUAUGCGACACGACCACGACACGACGACGACGCCGGGACGACUUAGUGUACGAUAUAACGCACUCAUGCACCAAGUCGAAGUAACAACGACCCGUACCAUAAGUGUAAUGGUCAUUAAUGUUACGGCGUCAUUCUAACACUUAUGUAGGAAACAAAUUUGACUCUGAAAUAAAAGAAGUUAUUUAAUUUUGGA
Molecule: messenger RNA, 4700 nt
Organism: Danaus plexippus (monarch butterfly)
Lineage: Eukaryota; Metazoa; Arthropoda; Insecta; Lepidoptera; Nymphalidae
Gene: GckIII
Product: serine/threonine-protein kinase 26
Exons: 12
Coding region: 294-2153 (619 amino acids)
Biological process (GO): protein phosphorylation
Molecular function (GO): ATP binding; protein kinase activity
Source: RefSeq, a predicted model, not a curated record